Molecule: messenger RNA, 4803 nt
Organism: Volvox carteri f. nagariensis
Lineage: Eukaryota; Viridiplantae; Chlorophyta; Chlorophyceae; Chlamydomonadales; Volvocaceae
Exons: 9
Coding region: 1-4803 (1600 amino acids)
Source: RefSeq, a predicted model, not a curated record
AUGUAUCCGCCGCCUUCUGCGCCGCGUCAGCCUCUUCCUCAAGAUCACGCCGCCAGCGUCGAGAGCGGCGUCGGCAAGAAGCGCGGACUGCUACGGCGGAUGCUAGAUAAAUGUGAGAUGAAACACGAAAGCGAUUCAGAGCCCAUGGCGUUCGACCCCGUUUACUCGGCUUCCGUACAGCACACCGAAACCAGUACCGCACUGAAAAAAUCGCUACAACCGCCCCAACUAAAACCAGAGUCGCAACUGUUGGGGCAGCUCCAAAAGCAGCACCAGCAGCAAAGGCAGCAGCAGGCUAAUCAGGGUGAUGCAGAGCCUGAAAGGGCCUUAUCCAGCCCAAAGCAGAAAACACCCCUGGAGUUUUAUCCGCUUGAGAGCAAUGUACGGCAGUCGCCGGCAUCUGCCAAACAGCCCAUAACGCCGCCGCCGCCGAGUUCACCUUUUGACUUUCCCGGCUUACGUCCCCAACGGCAAUUUAGCGCCACGGCGGCAGCGGCGGCGGCGGCGGCGGGGGCGCCACAGCAUCAUCAUCCACGCCGUACAGAGGGCAGAGUUCCCAGCGACGAUAGCGCCUGUGCUCGUCCAGCAGCGACGCGGAAUACGGGUGCGAGCGCCGGCCAUGGCGGCGGCAGCGGCGGCAGUGGCGCGGGUAGCGCUGGCGACGGCUUUUGUCCAGCGCCGCCGUCGUCAUCGUCGGCGCCGCCGGAGGUGCUCCGUCGUCCUGGCUUGGACGGCGGGACUGCGGACCGUCGUGCAGAGUUCGCGUUCGCCGAUUUGACCACCCUGGAGCUGACUUCCUCUCCGUCAGCGGCGGCGGGGGAAAGGCCCUCCCUGGAGAGCGGGGCCGCCUUCUCAGCGGGUUGGCCAGAAUCAGCCGUACCUUCCGCCGUCGCUACCUUCGCCGUCAGCAGCGCCAUAUCGGACAGCCGCAUAGCCCAAUUCACGACAGGAAAUAGAGCUGACACCACGACAACAGAGCAGGGUCUACAGACGCCGCCGCCGCCGCCGCCAGCGGCGGCGGCGGCGGCGGCAGGGAUAGGCAGUGGCGACGCUAGCCACGGUAGGCUGCGACGGAGCUUUUCAGGAUCAGCGGAUGUACGGCAGGAGUUGCUGCCUGCCGUACGAGCUUCGAAUGAUUUUAUGUUGGGUGCGGAGAAGCACACGGGGACCUUGAUGUUGUACACGCCGCGGGGCGGCAGCUCCGGCCAGGCCUCUGGCGGCGGCGCCGCCGGGGCAGCGGGCUCCCCUGGCGACGCCGGCAGUAGCCCAUUUAGGUUCCGGACUGACGGAGCGGCGGCGGCGGCGGCGGCGGAAGGCUCCGAAACUUGUCCAUGGCGGCCGCCCGCCUGGCGGUGCUCCACGACGGGACAUUCAGAACUGAUCGGCAAUUCCCUCCGCUUCGCUCCGCCGCCGCCGCCGCCGUCCGCCUUGCCGCCGCCGUCAACGACCUCACAGACCAGCCCGCUAAGCCCGGAGCGAAGCCCCGACGGUGGCGCUAUGCAGCGCCGUCCAUCGUCACCGCCGCCACCGCCGCCGCCACCGCCGCCGCUGCUACAACCGUUACCCUCGUCCACCGGCCGCAGCGACGGCGGCGCCGCCGCCAGCGUUGCUCGCCAUCUUGGUCUCUUAGCGGCGGAACCUGCAGGCGCGGGCAUUCCAUCGUCAGAGUACGACAGGUGCGGCAGCGGUGGCGGCGGCGGCAACGUUUGUAUUGCAAGUACGCCGCAGGAGCUGCGGGGCUCAAAUGGCACGUCGCCCAGCGCCGCGGUAAUGGUGGCGGCGGCGCCGCCGCCACCGCCGCCAUCAAGCGGUUCCUUUAGAUCGCGCAGUGGCGGCGGCGCCGUGGCGAAUUGGCAACAGUCUGAGUUGUACCGCCUAACUGCGCCGGACAAUUCGACUGUCGUACAUGAUGGACGUCAGUCGCCGGACCAAGCACAGGCAUCCCCGGAGCACAAACAGCCACUUGGCGAGGCUGCGGCGGCAGCGGCGGCGGGCGACGUCCUAAACAAUGCUGUGCAGGGUACGACAUGUGUACGACGGCGCGGGGAACAGGUAGCGGAUCUGGAGUCUGCGGCGGCGUUGCCGAAUGUUGACGGCGCGGAAGUCACCGCCGGAGGCGAGGCAGCAGGGGCCGGCGGCGGCGGCGACGGUGGCGGCGAUGGCGACGGCGGCGGCGACGGCGCCACGGCCGGUGGCACCGCCGCCGCCGCCGCCGCCGUGGCGGCUGCGGCUCUGGAUACACCUGAGGCCGAGGACAGCAGCGGCGAAUUCGGUCCCGAUGCCCCUGUUGCGGGCGGCAGCGGCGGCAACGGCAGUACGGGGCGGCAGGCCAUUAUGGACGAGCUGGAUCGUUUUAUUCUUCAGAUCCAGGACGAGCUGACUGAGGUGGCCGUACAGCGCGAACACACCAGCUUUCGGCUACGCCUGAUCGCGUCCCUGCUAGAAACUUCGUCUCGUCAUCCAACUGCUAUUCCAACUGCCGCCUCAACGGCCACACCAACCGCCACGCCAACCGCCGCAACUACCGCAUCCUGGGAUCCUACCGGCGGCGGCGCCGCCGCCGCUCCCCCCCCAGUGUCCGCAUUGAAUGAGCGGUUGUUGGACGAGCAAUGGAUGUUGCGGUUGCACCUGGCGGCACUGGAGUCACGUGAUGAGCUGUUGCAAUUCGCGGCGAAGGAGUGGGCCAAGGCGCGCGCUGUGAUGACAGGUGUGCGUGUAUCUCGGCGCCAGGCAGGGCCGUUGCAGGCCAUACUCUUCUCAGACACACUCGCACGCAUAAGAGCGUUCCAGAAAGAGCAACAACUGCAGCAGCAGCAGCAACAGCCCACGCCGCCGCAACAGCCGCCAGCUCCACAUGAUCAUCAUCAUCAGCAGCAGCAGCAGCAUCUGCAACAGAAAGUGCUUCACCCGGAUUUGAACUCAGAUCUGGAUCAGCGUCGUACAUCAAUGCCCCCGCAUGGCGUCGGUCUGGUUCGGGAGGGGUCGGCGCGACAACUGCUGACGUCGUCGUCUACAGCGGCGGCGGCGGCUGCCGUCGCCGCGACGGGACCCGCCGCCGACUGGCGGAGCGUCAACAGCGGCGGCGGCGGCGGCGAACGCUCAGGACCCGGUUCCAGUCAGCCUCCGCCGGCGCUGUUAGGUGCUCAAGAUCGUGAGCGGAUGAGGCCGCCGCCGCCGCCGAGACAGCCGCCGCCGCCGCCGCCGCAGCAGCAGCAGCAGCAGCAGCAGUCGGCCGAGAGCCAGAGCCUUCGUGGCGCAUGCAGGCAAUCGACCUUGGCGGCGUCGCCGCGAAUCGGUGUCGCUGGCGGCGCCAGCGGUGCCAGGCUGCCGCCGCCGUCGGGUCGCGGCGGCGUCGCCGGGGCCUGUCGUACCAGGCGCCGGCUACAGCCCAUCUUAGAGCACGGCGGCAGUAGCUGCGGCGGCGCCGGGGGUGAGGGGAAAUCCUUGGGAGAGGUGGCCGCCGUCGCAUCAGUCGGACAAGGUCCUGCUGGGCAGCAGUACGACGCGUACGGCAGUCAAGGCACCAGCCGCUACCUGGCCGCGUCGCAGAGGUCCGCCGCAGUCCCCGGCGGCGGCAGCAGCGCCGGCGGCGACCUUGACUACCGUACGGCGGCGGAGCCGCGGGUGGAUGUGCGGAAUACGUACAGUAUGUACGGGGAAUACGGCAGACCCUCGAGGGCCCCGCCAACGCCACGGCAGCAGCAGCAGCAACAUCGGCUCCCAGACAGCCAACAGCGCGGAGGCGCCGAAGCGGAGUACGACGACGACAUGUACGAGCAGAUGUACGAUUAUUUGGAGCAGCACUUAUCGGCUCAACAUGCCUCGGAGCACUGUUUCUCCGUGAACGACAACUGCGAGUACGACAAUUAUGAUGAUUUCGUACAAGGGCCGGUCAUGUCGCCUAGUCGCCCGGGCGGCGGCGGCGGCGGUGGCGGGGAUGAGGAAGAGGAGGAGCUUGGGGUUUGCGAGGAAGGGGAGGGGGAAGGGGAGGGGGAAGGCGAGGGGGAGGAAGGGCACGAGGGUAAGGCCCAGGAUGGCGGUGAAGAGUACGACACCGAGGAAGACUCCGAGCUCCAAUCUGCGUUCUUAGCUUCUUGCAUAACCCUUGCUCGUACAUCUUUGGACAUCCAAAGCCCUUCCAGUGCAGCGUACGGCAAUCGGUACGGCGCCCCGUACACAUCAUCCUCACCGUACACAAACCGUGGCCAUGACGCGGAGGACGAGCCGGAGGUGGUGGUAGAGACGCUGGACGCGUACGGCAGGUACGCUGCCGUCGGCGUCGGCGUCGGCGGUGGCGGUGGCGGGAGCUACAAGUCGCCGCCGUCCGCUGCCAGGUGGCCGGCGCCACGUGCAGUUGCUGGCGGCGGCGGCGGCGGCGGCAAGGCGCGUGUGACCCAAGGCGCGUUUGGAGGUCCACGUACGGCGGCAGCGACGGAGUCGAUGCCGGCACCGCCGCCGCCACAGUCGUUUCAGCAGGGUUGUCACGAAUCAGGGGGUCGCCCUACGGCCACCCCCUUGUCGACGACGCCGGGGGCAAGACCAUGUUCCCAAUUCCUACAGUACAACCCGUACGACAUGUCGUCACCGCAUCACAGCGGUCGUCCGAUGUCGUACCAACCGCAAGCGAUGACCAACCGGCAGCUGCAGCAGCAGUACCAGCUCCAUGAGCACCACCAGCACCAGCACCAGCACCAGCAGGCGUUACGACCACCCCUCGCCACCCGAAGGCCGCCGCUGUCCGCGUUUCAGAUGGCACCGGGGCUUUUGGCGGAAGGGCUUCAGAAACCGCUUCACCGCCUGUGA